This is a messenger RNA of Psammomys obesus (fat sand rat), 1509 nucleotides long. RefSeq names its product vestigial like family member 2 (gene Vgll2). The coding region runs from base 120 to 1091 and encodes 323 amino acids. Gene Ontology annotation, biological process: regulation of transcription by RNA polymerase II. The transcript is spliced from 3 exons. NCBI's taxonomy places the organism in Eukaryota, Metazoa, Chordata, Mammalia, Rodentia, Muridae. Gene Ontology annotation, cellular component: nucleus. The record is from RefSeq and is a predicted model, not a curated record.
CCCAGCACCGCCCGGCGGCCCAUGACUUCCGGGCGCCGCCGUCGCCGCUGCAGCAUCCUUGAGAGCACCAGAAACAGCGUGGAUGAGAAACCGCUCGGCUGCCUCCGCGGCGGAGAGCCAUGAGCUGUCUGGAUGUUAUGUACCAGGUCUACGGUCCCCCGCAGCCUUACUUCGCAGCCGCCUACACUCCCUACCACCAGAAACUAGCCUACUACUCAAAAAUGCAGGAAGCCCAAGAGUGCAAUGCCAGCCCCAGCAGCAGUGCCAGUGGGAGCUCCUCGUUUUCCAACCAAACCCCAGCCAGUGUCAAAGAAGAGGAGGACAGCCCAGAGAAAGAGCGUCCACCUGAAGCUGAGUACAUCAAUUCCAGAUGUGUCCUCUUCACCUACUUCCAGGGGGACAUCAGCUCUGUGGUGGAUGAACAUUUUAGUAGGGCCCUUAGCCAACCUAGCAGCUAUACCCCAAGCUGUACCAGCAGCAAAGCUCACAGAAGCUCCGGACCCUGGAGAGCUGAAGGCACCUUCCCGAUGAGCCAGCGAAGCUUCCCCGCCUCCUUCUGGAACAGCGCGUACCAGGCGCCGGUGCCCGCGCCCCUGGGCAGUCCCCUGGCAGCCGCGCACUCGGAGCUGCCCUUCGCCGCCGACCCCUACUCUCCCGCCGCGCUCCACGGCCACCUGCACCAGGGCGCGGCCGACUGGCACCACGCACAUCCGCACCACGCGCACCCGCACCAUCCCUACGCGCUGGGCGGCGCCCUGGGAGCGCAGGCCUCCGCGUACCCGAGGCCGGCGGUGCACGAAGUGUACGCGUCCCACUUCGACCCUCGCUACGGGCCGCUGCUCAUGCCCGCCGCCUCGGGCCGUCCCGGCCGCCUGGCCCCUGCCUCGGCGCCCGCUCCCGGCAGCCCGCCCUGCGAGCUCGCGGCCAAGGGCGAGCCGGCGGGCGGAGGGUGGGCCGCGCCCGGGGGAGCCUUCGUGAACCCCGCCGGGGAAGUGGCCCAAAGCCUGGGCCUCAGCGUGGACUCAGGUAAGCGGAGGAGGGAGUGCAGUCUCCCGGCCGCCCCUCCGGCCCUGUAUCCGACUCUGGGUUGAGCCCCAGGCGCUCCCAAAUCCCCCCACACCCUGACUUCCCUUGCGAGACCCCCCCAGGACCAUGUGGCUGAGAGAUUGCAUGCCAUCAUUUGUUUCUGUGGGUAGACAUCUCUAGAGUGUAGCACCCUGCCCUCGGCCUGGCUUGGUGGUACAGAGGACUCUUCUUAUCCUUUGACUAAAGUUUUCGGUGGAAAGAUUCUAGUCUGCGCUGGUCAGAACUGUAGCCACUAACCACGCGUGACUACUGAGCCUUUGCUAGUGGCUGGGAUGAACAGAGAUGUGCUGUCAGGCAUAAUACACACUGGAUUUCCAAAACUGCAAAAGAAAAUAAUGUAAAACUUCACCUCGUUAACAUUUUAUACUGACUUUGCAUGUUCUGAUAUGUCCAGCAAUUGCCUAUUGGUUAUAUUGCGUUAAA